Chaetomium fimeti is the source of this 882-nucleotide messenger RNA. RefSeq lists its product as uncharacterized. The record is from RefSeq and is a predicted model, not a curated record. NCBI's taxonomy places the organism in Eukaryota, Fungi, Ascomycota, Sordariomycetes, Sordariales, Chaetomiaceae. The transcript has a single exon. The coding region runs from base 1 to 882 and encodes 293 amino acids.
AUGGAUUCCACCGCACAAUGCCUCGUGUCUGCGGCUGACGCCGCCAUCCUUACCGAACCCUGCGCCAUGGUCAGCGACGCAGACCUCUACGGCAUCGGGAUCCGACUGGGCUUCUAUUUCCAGUGGAUAAUCACCUUAAUAGUGACAUACAACGCCUUCGAGUACGAGAUGCUCCACCGCACCAUCAACAUUAUCCUACAGGUCGGCGUCUUCUCUGUCAUGCUGUUGUAUACCAGCACCGGCUCCUUGCGCAUUGCCGACGCCGCCGUCGGCUUCUGGCUGCUUUUUGGCUCGCUAUCCGCGCUGAGUGGAAACACGUCUACCUACGGGUUGCUCUCCCGCGUCGUGCGGAUGGCCUUUUACACUCUGUUGUCGGGCUACAUUGCCUGGCUGUGGUUCGGCGGCAUCACCCAGCUAGAGGCCCGUCCCGGCAACGGUGUCGAUGGGCUCCCCUGCGAGACAGUCGUGUUCUUUGGCCGGGCCACUGCAGAGAACCCAGGCAUGCAAGGGCUUGCCCGAGCCGCGGCCAUCAUCGGCGUCCUGGCCUUCUUUUUCCUGAUGGUUAGGCGAAUAUAUGACGCCACGCCGGCGGGGUCGAAGCAGGAGGAAAAGGCACGUCAAGGUGGGGACGAUGGGCCGAAUGGGUGGCUGGCGCUGUUGUCUGUGACACUGAUUAUCAUCUCCAUCGUGGCUAUCGAGUAUCUGAUUCGGGCGAACCAGAUGGGAGGCAUGGGGGGCCUCUGGCGCGUGGAUCAACUCAUACCAUUUUUGAUAGGACUUUUUGGACUCUUGGAUACGCUACUGAAGAUAUUCAUCGACACCGAUAAGCUACGUAGCCCUGUAUGGGAUCUGGGAUCCUUCAGGCGAAAACUCCCUUCUUAG